GUACCUGAGGAUGUUAUGGGCCUCCCAAAGGUUAACGCUGGCAGCAAGAGGGCUGUGACAUCAGAAGUGUGUAGGCUGGGAGUGGAGAGGAGUUUCACCUGUCAGACUUGUUUCCCACGCCUCGUUAAGGCCCGGUGCUGCUCAGCUUGCCUCUCUGCUGCAUUACUUCAGCUGAGAGCUUCCCAAGCCACAGCGUGCCUCUCUGCUGCUCCACCAGAGCCCGUCACCACCAGCAGCUCCAAAAAGUUCAUGAACCACCCAGCUCCAGCCAACAGCCGCUACAAACCCACUUGCUACGAACAUGCUGCUAACUGUUACACGCACGCAUUCCUCAUUGUUCCUGCAAUUGUGGGCAGUGCCCUUCUCCACCGACUUUCUGACGAUCGAUGGGAAAAAAUAACAGCAUGGAUCUAUGGCAUGGGGCUCUGCGCGCUCUUCAUCGUCUCCACAGUGUUUCAUAUUGUUUCUUGGAAAAAGAGUCACUUAAGGACAAUGGAGCAUUGCUUUCACAUGUGUGACAGAAUGAUGAUCUACGUCUUCAUUGCAGCGUCGUAUGCCCCAUGGUUAAAUCUUCGUGAGCUUGGACCUCUAGCAUCUCACAUGCGUUGGUUUAUCUGGCUGAUGGCUGCUGGAGGCACUGUUUAUGUAUUUCUCUACCAUGAAAAGUACAAGAUUGUUGAACUCUUCUUCUAUUUGGCGAUGGGAUUUUCUCCUGCUCUGGUAGUGACAUCCAUGAGCAACACCGAAGGACUCGAGGAGGUUGCCUGGGGAGGCUUGAUCUAUUGUCUUGGCGUGGUGUUCUUCAAGAGCGAUGGAGUCAUUCCUUUUGCCCAUGCCAUCUGGCACGUGUUUGUGGCCACAGCGGCUGCAGUUCAUUACUAUGCCAUUUGGAAGUACCUCUACAGAAGUCCUGCAGACAUCAUUCGUCACUUAUGAUGUACGUGUACGUAUUGGGGUGGGGGGAGAGCUGCACUUGGCCUCUGUAACAGUAUUAUUUGACUUAAGGAAUUUGGGGAAAUUGGAAAAUUGCACAGAAAAACUGCACUGACUUUGGUAGUUCUCUGAACACAAUUACUGUGAACUGAUGCGUGCGUGUCCUGGAAUUGCCCUUCAUAUGGCAAGUGCUGUAACUAAUGGAGGUACUGUACUGCAGUACUCAGAGUCCAUUCCAUGUUAGUAGAACUGGCUACCUGAUGUUUACAAAGAAAUUUUGUAUUCUAGUUUAACUUUGAGGUUUUUUAAUGACAUGAUUUUUCUAAAUUAACGAUUCCAAUGAAGUCAGUGCAAUAGUGAAAAUAGAACUCUUGAUUUGAAAUGGGUUUCUGUCACCCUUCCACUAGCCAUUUGUUAAACAUCAAUCACAGAUGAACGAUCUACUUUUACCACCCAUCAUCUUGAUAUGACUUUUAUAGAAACUUUCCGGGGGUUUUGUAAACUUUAAAAGUACAUUUAUUGAACUGAAAACAAAACUGUCAUCUAUGCAGUUCCUCACGUUGCAAGAUCUUGCAAGAAACGGUUACAUUCCACAUACUGUACUGACAGGCAAACAUUGUACCUCUUCCAAGGGUUGUAGUAUAGGUGUAAUUAUAACCACUUUUGCAAACUAACAUGUAAAUACUCUUCUGCUGAGUUUUAAUGUGAUAAUGGUGUGCUUAUCUAUAAUACCACUUGAACAGCACCGUAAUUUGGCUCUGAGAUGGAAAUGAAGUCAGCUAGAAGAAACUGGCAUUAACCAGUUCUUCAAGAUUCCCACUCUGACUUGGUGCUGUGCAAUAGACGGGGCAGCAGUUUGAUGGAAGCUGCGUUAAUGAAGGCGGCCGGCUAAUAGGCCUCGAUCCAAAACAAAGUUAGAAACUCCUCCAGAGUAUGUAUACUGGUGCUGUAAUAUUAAGGCUUCCAAUUUUCAAAGGGAUUCCAAAUGGGCCGACAAAACCAGCUCCCAGCAUCUUUCCUUGGGGCUUCAGCUGAUGUGUCAUAGGAAACCCAGGUCAGAGCAGUUACUGAGCACAGGGAGGCCGUGGCUAUUGGUUCUCCCCAAGCACAGCCUGCUAGGGAGGAAAGGUGUAAGACCUGAUACAGUGUCACUUGUCAUUCUGGGACUUAAAACACAGAGUAGAACCAGUCUCUACUUGCAUUGCUGUCUUUCUGUACAGGAAAAUAAAACGUGGUAGCAAGACUGUAGAAUGUGCAUUAAAUGACCAGAUGUAGAAGAGUCAUUGUAAUACUGUUUAUCCGAUAAUUGUUCUCUGUCCCACUGUAUAAUGAAUGUCUUAUAUUAAGAUUGACUUUAUCCUUUUUCUAAUUUACUCAGUUUUUCAUGUCAGUAUUUGAAAACGAAACCAAAACGUGUUGCCUUUCUCAGAUUUCGUUCUGAAUAUUGCCUAUCUUCAGAUGACGCGUAGCAAGGUCGGGGCGCUUUUCAAGGCACCACUUACUGUUGCACCUCGAUUGGCCAGGGGGCUGCGUGUUUUAGGUUAGAUCCUUUUGUAAGCAGAGCCUAGCAUUCAAGGCACUGAAGAGGAGUUGCUGUGCAGUGUCAGGAGGUGGCUGGAGAAGCAGCAGCACAGCAGCAGAGCGACCAGGUGGGUGCUUCCAGUGCAACUGUCCCACACAUCCAGAUGCCUCAGUUUUUUAACAUUGUGUCUCUUAUAGUGUUUUCCACUGGGUGAUUUCAUAUGUUUCCUUUAAACGCAGUACUGUUAAAACCACUAGAACACGUGCAAAGGUUUCCUGGAGUCAAAAGUGAAACGGCUGCUCGAAUACGUUUGUUUUAAUUUGAAAUUAAUUUUUUUCCUGGCAUUGCUUUUUGGAGUGUUUGAAAUGGUUUUUAAAAAUUUCAAGUCGCCAAAAAUAUUUUGAAUUACUGUACUCUAGUCAAUAUGAUACUGAAUGUACUAAACUAACAAUAAACAUUUUGUGCAAUUUGGAAA
Molecule: messenger RNA, 2930 nt
Organism: Numida meleagris (helmeted guineafowl)
Lineage: Eukaryota; Metazoa; Chordata; Aves; Galliformes; Numididae
Gene: MMD
Product: monocyte to macrophage differentiation associated
Exons: 9
Coding region: 16-936 (306 amino acids)
Cellular component (GO): membrane
Molecular function (GO): pore-forming activity
Source: RefSeq, a predicted model, not a curated record